Sebastes umbrosus (honeycomb rockfish) is the source of this 15550-nucleotide messenger RNA. RefSeq names its product HYDIN axonemal central pair apparatus protein (gene hydin). The transcript has 95 exons. Gene Ontology annotation, cellular component: axoneme. Gene Ontology annotation, biological process: cilium movement; axonemal central apparatus assembly. The record is from RefSeq and is a predicted model, not a curated record. The coding region runs from base 97 to 15315 and encodes 5072 amino acids. NCBI's taxonomy places the organism in Eukaryota, Metazoa, Chordata, Actinopteri, Perciformes, Sebastidae.
UGCCAGGGCGACGAACUACAAACAAUAAACUACAAACCGUUUAUUCACCUACGGACUGGUAACCGGUAGGUGAAUGUGCUUCAAAACAGAGUCAAAAUGACAACCAUUCCCUCAAGAAAAAAGUGGUUAAAGAGCAAAGAGCCUCUCAAGCCAAAAAGGGUGACUCCAUCUGUUUACAACCAGGAGAUGUUACAGUCUACAGAGGAGCGCCUGGCUAACACUGACAAGAUGCACCAGCCCCGCAUCCUGAAACUGCUCGACAUGAGCGAGACUUCGCACCACAAAGUGUCCUUAGUGGAUAUGGAUCAGCCGCUUUUCCAGCCCUACCCAUCUGAGCUGGUCUUCCAGAACUUCACUCCUGCACAGACCCACACGUUACCUCUACUUCUCCACAACAAUGACAAGGUUUCACGACAAGUGAAGCUGGAGCUGCAGGACUCAGAGCAUUUCCAUGUGGUCGGACCAACGGAUGCAGGUAGCAGGGUUGCACCAGGACUGUCUGCUACUUUCACUGUGAUGUUCACCCCAGAGGAGAACAAGGACUACCACUACAUACUGGUUUGUGUGACAGAGAGGGAGCGGUUUGAAGUCCCAGUCCGUGCUGUUGGGCCACGUGCCAUUCUUGACUUUCACGACGAGCUCUAUUUACCCGCCUGUCCUGUGAAAGCCUCUACACAGAGGACUCAGCUGGUCCGCAACAUAGGAAAAGGCAAAGCCAAGUUCAAGCUAGACACACAGAGCCCUUUCUCAGUGACACCUUCCUGUGGGACUCUUGAUGUGGGCGAGAGCAUGCAGGUGACUGUGGAUUUCAACCCCAUGACAGUAGGAGACCAUAGCCAGUACCUGCUUCUGCACUACCACACUGGUGAAGAUGUGUACAUCAGCUUGUACGGGGCUUGUGAGGAACUGGACAUCCAUCUUGAGCCUGACUCUGUUUUGUUAAAGAAGACUUACAUCUCCCUGGCCAACGCACACACAGUAUCCCUCACCUACAUGAGUGAGAUCCCUCUGAAGUACUGUUGGACGACAUGGCCCAGCCUGCAAGAGGAGGCCCUGAGCUUCUUCAGGGAGAGCUCAGUGCUCCAACAGAAGGAGGAGGAGGAGGAGGAGGAGGAUGAGGAGGAGGAGGGGGAGGGGGAGAGGGAACGGUGGCAUGCUCGGUGUGAGUCUGACCCCACAGCGAUCCAUCGCCUCCCACUGCUGUCCAGAGCCCUGCAGGAACGCAGAAGCCAGGCUGUGAAGGACCAGCGUCUGGCCCCCUCACACAGCUGCAUUACUGUGGAACCAGGGGAGGGUGAAAUAUGGCCCAACAUCCCAGCACAGUUCAAUAUUGUCUUCAAGCCCGAGGAGGCCAAACUGUACCAACAAACCAUAUAUUGUGAUGUCACAGGCCGUGAAGAUCGGUUGCCUCUCACAAUAAAGGCUGAAGGCAUGGGACCUUAUCUCCAGCUCGACUAUGACCUGAUGGACAUGAAAAACGUAUUCAUUGGUGACAAAGACUGGUAUAAAGUGCAGGUGAACAACCGAGGACUGAUUGAUGCCCCUUUCAGGCUGUCAAGCCCUGACACUGCUUUCGGCCGCUGUUUCUCCUUCAGUCCUAAGGAAGGUGUUGUUCCCUCUGGGGCCUGCCAGAUUGUGGAAGUCACCUUCCACAGUCGAAUCUUGGGAGCUUUCUCUGAGGACUUGCUGUUAACUGUCACAGGACAGCCGCAACCACUUACGGUGACCUUCAGGGGUUGUGUCAUUGGUCCCACAUUCCACUUUGACGUUUCAGAGCUCAAUUUUGGAGAUGUAGCCUUUGGUUUCCCACUAACAUUGACUUGUACCCUCUUAAACACCUCCUUGGUGCCUAUGACCUUUGCCCUGCGAGUCCUUGGAGACGGGUUGGGGUCUCCCAGUGUCACUGGUGCCAAACAGGCAUCUGAGGUGUCCAGGAAUAAUUGGGAAGGCAGUACUGCUAGAGACCUUCAUGCACGGCCUGUGGAGUUCACCAUCACACCUGCUGCGGGCUCUGUGCGUGCCUUGUCAGAUGUCACCAUUAAGGUGACGCUGUGCUCCAACACAGUCAUGAGCUACAGGCUGGCGCUGGUGGUGGAUGUUGAGGGUGUCGGGAAGGAGAUCAUGACUCUGCCUAUCAGUGCCAGUUGUGUUGUUCCUGAUAUUGUGGUGGAGACUCCAGUGUUGGACUUUCAAAGGUGUUUCCUCGAUCACCCCUAUGAACACAAGGUGCGGCUGACCAACACCAGCACUCUGCCUGCCUGCUACGGCAUGCUCGACCAGGAAUAUGAGGAGAGUCCGCCACUGCUUUUUGGCAGUUCUACACCCAGAGGAUUGAUUCUUCCUCACAGUUCAGAAGAGCUUCCUAUGUUUCUGCUGGCUAAGGCCGUUGGAAGGCAGCAAUGCAUUCUACGCAUUGCUGUGUUCGGAAGCAUCCAGCCACCCCUGGAGGUGGGCUUGUCAUGUAUUGGGCAGGGACCAAUAGUUCACAUUCAGAACCCACAGCUGGACUUUGGCACAAUCCCGGUUCUGACGGACAUUACUAGAGCCCUGCACCUGUCAAACCAGUCACCUAUUCCAGCCUACUUCACUGCUCGCAUGAGCCAGGGAAGGUCCUUUGGGCGUGUUCAGCCCAGUGAGGGGGAAGUACCACCAGAGAGCCAGCUGGAGCUGAGAGUAGUGGCACACCUGAAGGACGCGCUCCACUUCCAGGCCAGGCUGGAAGUGUCCAUCCGGGACAGUCAAACGCACACUGUCCCUCUGUCUGCCACAGGCACUGGCACCACAAUUGUCAGUGACAGGCCUUUUGCCCCCAGCCUUGACCUAGGCACACACUUCAGUCAUGGGUCAUGCCAGUACCACUUCAAAUUGACCAACCACGGCCAGCAAAUGCACCGGAUGUACUGGCGGACUGAUGGCUUCCUGUCCUCCACAAAAACCCGAAGGGGGGAAAUCUUUUCUGACCGAACCGUCCUGCCCCCCAUCUCUGCUCCCAGGAAGAAGGAUAUUCAGGCCCGUGGGUCUUCGCUCUCCUCUAGUAGGGAGAAGCCGGUGUUCAGCCUCAGACCUUCUCGUGUGGAGCUCUACGCAGGCUGCUCUGUUGACAUGGUGCUCACAGGAUCUUGUGACUCCCCCAAGGUUGUGCAAGAGCGUUUGGUGUGCCAUGGCAUUGUGGGUCGCCAGGGCUGUAAUAAGCUCCUCAUGUCUGUAGAUGUUACCUGUCACUUUGUGGCUCCUAUGCUCAGCAUUUCCUCCAAGCAGCUGAAAUUCUACAUAGAGAAGGUCCCAGGAAAGAGUCUAACGCCCCUAUAUGAGAAGCUGAUCUUGGAGAAUGUGUCAUCUCUGCCUCUGUCCAUGGAGCUCUCUCUUGUAGAGCCGUUCUCUUUGUGUGAGGCCUCGGGAGCUCUUAGCACAGCUACCACUAAGUCCAUUGUUUUAGGUGACGGGAAGCAGGCUGAACUGUGGGUAUGCUUUAAUCCAUUUUACUGUGAGGAUCGGGUGUCACGAGUCGUGGAUGAGUUCCUGAGGAUACACUACCAGGGACACCCACAGCAAGACAUGUUGGAGCUGCACGCUGAAGUCCACUUCCCCAACCUCCACUUCUCCUCCACCACACUGGACUUUGGCUGUGUGGUCAACUGCACAGGAACUCAUAGAGAAAUCUCCAUCACCAACUGCUCCCCGCUGCCAGUUUCCUACCACUGGGCUUUCCUGGAUGACCAGAAACACUCUACCAUCAGAGAGACAGAGAUGCUGGAGGCAGAGAAGGAGCAGAAAAGUCCAGAAAAUGAGACAGAAGAAGGGUGGAGUUCCUCUAGAACGCUUUCUCCCGUCUUUCCAGUUCCUCUCAGUCCCGGGCCUGGUGCAGAUGAACAGAGCAGCACAGACUGCCCUGUGGGUGUGGAAGAGGUGUUUGAUAUCUUGCCGAUAUAUGGUAAUCUGCAACCUGGGGACCAGCAGCAGGUCACUUUCUCGUUCUACGGCCACGAAAACGUCAGCAGAGAGGUGGUGGCACAGUGCCACGUGGAGGAGGGGCCGACGUAUGACAUCAAACUCAGAGGAGAAGCAUCAGUAAUCAGCUACAGCCUUGACUCUACCCAUAUUGACUUUGGUCUGCAGCUGUUUGAUCACGAAGGGCAAGCUGAGGUGACCCUGAGAAAUACUGGCAAAGUAGGCUUCAAAUUUAGCCUCAUACAUCCUCAAAGGGAUGAUAAGGAGGCAGGGGGACAGAGGAAAGCCUUGGAAGAGAAGCAAAAUGAGAAAGGACAGGAUCGGAAUGUCAUACCAGGCCGGCCCAUGGUUAUCCCCACAAUGGGUUACAUUGAUGCAGGUGCGGAGCAGUGUUUGCGUGUGCUCUACCUCCCAGGUAUCCCUGAGGUGUUUGAGAAGCGGCUUCAGCUGCAGGUGGCUUUCCUGCCACCGCAGGACAUCAUGCUGACUGGAGAGGGAGUGUUCCCCAGGAUCAGCCUGAACUUGCCACAAAACCUGCCAGAGAAGUACUACAGCGAUGUGGUGCAGCCGGCCAGAGAAGCUGUGGAGGGAGAUAGACUCAGAGAGGAGCUCAAGACUGGUGGAGGAGCAACAACCGAGGCCAACCGCACCCUCACACAUGACGAGCAACUUCACAUGGAGAUUGAGAGAACGUUGGUCAAACAGAAUGCUCUCGCUGUGACCAGUAGCCUGCUGGAGCUCAGGGACUCACAAGGUUCCUCCAGAAAGUGGCACAGACUUAGCCAGUUCCUGCUCCCAGAGUAUGUUUUGGAUUUUGGUUAUGUCAUUCCAGGCAAUGUCCUCAGUCACACUGUACAUGUGACCAAUACUGGGUCAGUGACUGUGUCCUUCUGUGCCAAUGGCAAACCUCUAGCUGGCACAGGAUUCAGUGCAGAAUUUGAAAGAGUGAAAAACCUGCACUGUGGCAAGACGCAGACUUUUACAGUUACAUUUGACCCCCAAGGAGACAACCUGAAGAUGGGGGACAUAAAUGUUGUCAUGCCCAUAAAGGUCACUGGUGGCCCAAUGGUCCAGGUGCGACUGUGUGCAGUGGUAACUGUGCCGGCCAUCACUGUUUCCACGGAUACACUGCAGUUUGACACUGUGCAGUAUGAUAUUUGUCAGGUGAAGACGAUACAGCUGUUUAAUCAUGAGAGUGUGCCCUGCUACUGGAGCAUAGCUGAGAAGGAGAAGCCUCUCAAAAAGCAUAAAAAGAUCCCACAGGAGCAGCAACCACCUCCAGCUGUGUUUAAGAUGAUUCCCAGCUCCGGCACGCUGUCCUCUGGUGAACGAGUCAAUGUCCAGAUAAGGUUCAGCCCUGCUGAGGGGCAUGCUUACAACAGGCAGCUAGUGGUCCGUGUGGCUGAGAGCACCCAGCAGGUGUUCAUCACAGCCCAGGGGCAGAGUGAGGAGCCGCAACUGGAGUUCUGCCCGCCGGUGCUGGAGCUGGGGCCUUGCCUGCCUGCCACCACUGAGGUUGUCUCUGAGGUCACCGUCAAAAACCCCUGCUCUUUCCCCAUUGAGUUCUACUGCCUGGAAUUGGAUACGCAGUAUCUCGAGGAAGAAAAGAUCCUGCGUCUGAUGCAGGGUUAUGAUGAGAACAACAUCUUACUGCUGCCUCCCAGAGCCCCUGGAGAAAGUCUUCCCACAGAACUGCUCGACUACUACAAGGAGUACUGCUCCCAGCUGAAAGAAGAUGCAGAGCUGAAGGAAGGCUUGGAUGAAAAUGAAGCUGUGACGGGUGACACACUUGAGGAAGAAAAGAGGUCAAGACAAAACGAUGCCCACCUAGCAGACAGAAAAGUGGAAGAAAUGCACACUAUGACUGUGAAACCAGCUGAAUUACUCAUUUCGGAGAUGAGGAAAGAGGGAAGCAGUGGAGGAAUGGGGCAGAUAGAGAUGACCCCCGUCUCCAGAGCAAUUGCCCGCCACAUGUCUCUUGAUUUGUCACCUGAGGGUCUGGCUGCACACAACCGCAGAGGCAUUGCUAUUAUUGUAUAUGGAGCCCCACUGACAGGUAAGGGCAGCACAGUGGCUGCUCUUGGACGUCACUACGGUGGGGCGUGCCUGAGUGUUGAUGCAGUGGUUACAGAGGUGCUGAUAAAUGGCACCUCACCUGUUAGCCUGACAGCAAGACAAAUCUAUGACUGUGCUGCUGCCGAGUAUGCUGAGAAGAAGGCUGCUCAAACCACAGAACCAGGACCUGCAGCACAUCUUGAAACCUCCAUUCCAGCUCCACAUUCAGCUCAAGCUUUACACGAUACAGUGGAAGUUCUCGCCAUCCCCAAUGAGGACAGCUGCAGUAGAAAUGACUCCAAGGCUACUCAGGAGACUGAAAACAAACACUUUGCCCUUCGCCUGGGAGGAGAUGUGACCACACUCAGCAAUCUCUUGCCUGAACAGCUACUGGUUGAUAUCCUGGCAGAAAGAUUUCAGCUAAGCGAUUGUUACCGUGGCAUCGUGAUUGACGGCCUGGAGUCUGUGUACACUCAGUCAGCAGCCAGCACGCUGCAAGUUGUUCUCAAGGCCCUUAAUAACCGCAAACACAUCUAUGCAGUCAACCUGUCUGACUCCUACGCUGCCCUGAAGGCACGGCGGAGAGUUCAGAGAGAAACUGAGGAAGCUCUGCAGAAAGAGAAAGCUGACAGGGAGGAUCGGUGGGUGCAGCAGCUGGAUGAGGAGGAGUAUGACGCUCUGCCAGAGGAGCUGAAGGAGCGUAUUGCCCAGCGACAUAGAAAGAAGCGCAGACUGCAGAAACUCAGGAAGCUGGAGCGUAUAGAGAAAGAGCAGGAAGAAAAGAGGCACCAGGUAGAGUUGAAAAGGCUGAGAGAGGAAGAGUUGAAGAAGAAGAGCAAAAAGGGUGGAAAGAAGGAUCCUAAAGAAUCUUCGAGGAAGAAGGAGGGGAAGCAGUCAACAGAUGCAUUGAAUGGGCUUCAUCAGUUAAAUGAAGUGCGUCAUAGCAAGGAGGCUGACGAUUUACAAAAACAGACAGAAGAACCCAAAGCAUUACAUGCAGAGUCGCCUCCACCCACCGACAAGUUGGAGAGAGAAAAGAGUACAGAAACUGCAGAGAUGAAGAAACUAAGAGUAGAAAAAGAGUUGAAGAAAAGUAAAAAAGAGGGAGAGAGAGAGAAUAAAGAAGACGGGGAGACGGGCCUGUCUGGUAGAAAGGAGUUGACACUUGCGCCGGAUGUUCAACCAACUUCUUCCCUUAACAUCUCUAGAGAGUUACCAGUGGACGCAAGACAGCAACAUCAUUUAAAUGGAGAGGCCGGCAGAUGUAAGGAAUCUCAGCAUGGUUCCAUGCAAGAGACAGGAACAGGAAGAAAGCUCUCAGUGCAUCAAAUUAAAGACACUGAUCAUUCACAUAAGAGGACAGGAGAAGCCACGGGAUUACAAACAGAGUCUCUUCCACACAAGCCGGGGAAAGAAAUGUCCAUUGUGGAUGAGCUGCAGAGUCGGUUCAGAGCGUAUGAGCUGAGCCAGGAACAGGUGAAGCACAUCCUACGGCACUGGGACCGAACCCGGGGCUUGUUGCUGGUCCCGUUUGCCGGUGAAGAGGCCCCGCCGGUGUCAGAGGAUGCCACAAUAGAGAAACAGACCCCUGUUGGCAAGAGGAGCAAGAAAGCCAUCAACAAGAUCGUGUCUCCAAUGCCCAAUCAGAUGGCAGCACCAGCUGAAGCAGAAAAGGUGUCUCCACAGGUCAUCAUCCCUCAUAUUGAGCUCAAUGUAACUGGGAAAGACUAUCCGAGUGCCACAGAGCUGCUCAAAGGCAGCACCUUGCCUCCACAGGUUGAGGUUUUGGAUGAUUUGGGGUUGGGACCCAGCGGCCCACCCAUCCCUCCUCCUACCACUUUCUCUAUGGUUCCUUUUCCGAAAAACAGGGAGCAAUCUAACAGUCAACUCCCCUUUAGCUGUUUCACCUUCCUGGUUCCCGCAGGGCUGGAGGAACAGAGCGAGGAGAAGAAAGAUUCAGUGGAAGAUGUGCAAGGAUCAGUUGUAAAGGAAGAGGCAGCAGCAACGCUUUCCAAAAGUCGCACCAAAGGCAACAUUAAGGAGGGCGCAGCAAUAAAGGAGAAGGAUAGAAAGAGCAAAGAGAGUCAGAAGAGCAAGAGACAAACUUCAGCCAAGACAAAAACAAAGGGCUCAGACCGGUCUCCUCGUUUACGCGCCUCCUCCACACCUGACUGCAUUGAUGACCAACAGGACCAACGCCAAGGAAACUUAGAGCUGAAACGCAGCCAGAGCCUGACAACAUUUCGCUGGGUUGUACCAGCCAACGGUGAGGUGGUUCUGAAGAUCUGGUUCUACUCAGACUCCCCUGGGACGUUUGAACAGACCUACACGUAUGAGCUACUGGGGACCCGGCGACACUACCAGCUCCUCUGCAGAGGAAUCUCCACCUAUCCCUCCAUCUGCAAAGACCACAUGACUAUUUUUGCCUUCAGUAAGAAGGUACAACAACUGGAAGAAGGGCUCCAGAAGACUUACGCAAUCAAAGCUGGAUACUUUGAGUUUGGACCGUUACUCUGUGGCAAGUCCAGAGACAGAUACAAGGAAAAUAGGUACCCAGAGAACACAGAGAGACUAGUGAUACAUAACAAUACAGGCCUGGAGGCCGAGGUCCAGUUCUCUUUCCAGCAUGACAGCCAGGCCACCACGUAUCUGCUGGACCCCCCAACCAUGACUCUCAAACCUGACCAGAAACAGGAGCUGACAGUGUGGGCCUACCCAACAAAACUGGGACAAAUGAAGGACAGUGUCAUGUGCCUUAUCAAGGACAAUCCAGAGCCUGUCAUCAUCAACCUCUCCUGCUGGGGCCUUCGGCCAGAGCUGGAGCUGGAGAGCAAGCAUUUGCACUUUAACAGGACUUUGCUGCACAGGCGGGACACCCGUAGCGUGACGCUGCAUAAUAAGACAGCUCUGCCGGUAUCUUGGAGACUGCAGGGUGUGGAGGAGUUGGGUGAUGAGUUCAGUGUGCCACAGGAUCAGGGCAUCAUUGAACCUAACUCUUCUUUUCCCCUGACCUUGCACUUCAGGGCCAGGAGGCCACUCCACAUUAAGAAGCUCUUACGACUGGAGGUAUCCGAUGUGGAGAUGAUUCUAGGCAUCGUACACACAGAAAACAUACAGGUCACAGCUGAGGCCUAUGAUAUAGCUCUGGACAUCACACCAGAUGGCUGUCUGGACUUUGGAACCAUCAAAGUCUUUGAAGAAGUCAAACUUUGUCUCAGGAUGAAAAACCAAGGGAAAUAUGAAAUAGCCUACAAGUUUACAUUUCAGCAGACCGACCCAGCCCAGCCAAAACUGGACUCCAUUUUCACAGUGUACCCCCAGAGUGGUUCCCUAAUGCCCCACGAGAAGUCCACAACAGUGCAAAUCUUCUGCAGACCCAAAACAGAAGUCUUAAUUAGAAAGCAACCUAUCCUGCCUUGCCAGGUGAUUGAACCCAACAUCGGGGUUGGAGGAGAACCCAUAGCCACCCUCGUCAUCAAGGUUUCAGUCAAGUCUGUCUUCUCCAGGUACAAGAUCACACCUGCAUGUGACAUCAACUUCGGUCCACUGGUCUAUGGCCACAAGAAGAGCCAGAGCUUCACUAUUGAGAACAAUGGAGACUUUGAGACUCGUUUCAUCAUCUGUCGCAUGAUCACGGACCAUGCGUCACCGGGGAAGCCAGGGGGUCCAGGUAGGAAGAUCUCUCAAGAGAACCUUUCAGGGAAACCCACUGGUGCCGGUAGCAAAGUGAGACAUGAAUCCUUCCAGAAAGACGUGGCUAUUCAUCAGAACCGCCUCAACAUGGGGAUGUUCUCAGUGUCUCCCUGCGCAGGGAGCUUGCAGCCUGGUUCUCAGCAGGUGGUGACAGUGGACUGUUUAGCUGAACAGCUGGGCAACUGCAACCAGGGUUUGCUCAUUGACAUCAGUGACCGUGACCCCUCAGACCAGCCUGAUGGCAUACAGUACAGACUGCUAGCUGAAGUCUGCAAGCCAGGUAUAGAGUUGGACACGGAUUCCAUCUUCGAGGAACACCAUGUGUGCCAAAACAGCAGUCAGCUCUCCUCGGAGCAGUUUUGCAACGCGGAAGGCAUUUACGUCAGGGAUGAGAAAAGGUUUAUUUUCAACAAAGUCCUGGUUGGGCGAACUGCCCAGGCCCGCUUCAAACUCAUCAACAACAGCAAGGUGCCCUGCGUGCUCAGCUUGGCCAUCAGAUGUUUUGGCGCUAAGACGUGCCGUACCGCAGAGAUUUUUGAUUUGCCUGCUACAACACUGAUCAUUCCCAGCCUGUCACACUCGUUCGCUGUGGUCACCUUCGCACCCCAGACGAUGCAGCUCUACAGCGCUGUGUUUGACGCCUCACUGGAGGUAGCCAGCAGAAUGACACCCACAUUCAAGAGCAAGGUGCUGGAGUUAGACCUAAUGGGAGAGGGCAAUCUGCCCAGUAUUUGUGUUGUGCGUCCAGCUCUGAAGGACAGCAGAGGAAGCCCAGUGCUGCAGUUCACACACGUGUUGGUAGGGCGCAGACAUACCCGGCCCUUGGUGCUGCUAAAUGAUGGAAAUAUUCCAGCACAGGUCCAGAUUGACAUGCUGGAUAAACAUGGAGUGUUCACCCUCAAAGCUGCUCCUGGCAACACUUGCAGCUCCAUCCACUCAACACAGAUUGAGGGCAUCACUGACUCAGAGCAUCACUUGGUGCACAGAGCCACCCUGAGGCUGAAUGUCGGCGAUCAGGUAGAGUUUGAGGUCAGCUUCUGCUCUGAUGAGCCCCUGAGUGUCAAGGCCAAGAUGUCACUGCAGGUUGAGGACAACAAGUACGGCAAUACCAUAAUACAAGUGACCGGAGAGGCUUACCAGGAAAUUGUCUCUCUUGACAACAUCAGGAGGUCAUCGCAGGAAAUAUACGAGGAAGAUGUUAAGAGAGGUCAUUAUGAGGUGCUGAAUUUUGGUGACUGCCAUGUAGAUUGUCCUUACCAAGAGAGCUUCACCAUGACCAACCACAGCAGCAUCCAGGUAGUGAGGUUUGAGUGGCCUCCUGUUGGAUCCCAUGUCUUCUUUUCACCACAGGUGGGACACCUUCAUGCUGGUUGUUCAAAGGAAGUGACUGUCACCUUUAGCUCCAAUCAGCCAGUGACUCUGACCAGAGAGCCAAUGAAAUGCAAGGUUAGUCAGGUGGAGUUCCAGCAGCCGCUGGAGCAGGUGGCCGACUGGGACGACCGACAGAGGACGGUGCAGUGGCUGAGUCCUUCCGAGCAGGCUUCAGGAGCACCACAGCAGCCUGUGACGAAUAAGGAGAUAAAGACCGAUCCUGAGCCCUGCUGCUCUGUGGUUGAGGGCUCCCAGUGGGAGCUGGAAUUGCGUAUAAGCGCAGUUUGUGACUACGUGAAGUUCAGCUGCAACUCCAAAACCAUCCACUUCAAAGACACCAUGCUUUACCAAACCAGGCUGCACCAACUGCAGAUAGUGAAUCAUGGCACUGUUAAAUUGGAAUUCUCCUGGCAAGUCCUCAUGGAUCCAAGGAACAACAUUGUAAACCAUGACCAAGGAGCAGUUGGGACCCUUACCUCUCGACCAGGCAGUAGGUCAGCGGGAGUGUUAACCGGAGAACGUCCUGCCGGCACUCCGGCCAACGUGUUGUCUCUUUUGAUGGGGAAUCCUGACCUUCCGCCCAUCAGCGUUGAUCCCAGCAUAGGGGCCAUAGAGCCCGGUGCCAUUCAGGAUUUCAGCAUUCACUUUUCACCUCUGGAAGUGGCCCAGUUUCAGGGCAGGCUGUUCUGCAGUAUCCCAAACUUGCAGGAUGGAGAUCAGGCUCCCUGUGUCUCGCUGUGUGGCCGCAGCCUGUUGCCCCACUACCACUUUGACCUCGAGGACUCCGACUAUAUCAGUGGGAACCGCCGUACCCCUGAAUUCAGGGGCCCUCUGGACAAUAACACCAGGGUCAUAGAGUUCAAACCAGUCAUCUACUCUGCGUCAUCAACUAGAUGUUUUAGUGUGGUGAACCCAACCAGUGAGCCCUACUCAUUCAAGUGGAGGUGUGAAGACACAGGUGGCAGCCCAUUCUGCUGCCUCACCCCAUCUGGUACCAUUUUGCCUGGGAAGAAAGUGGAAGUGUGUUUUGAAUAUGUCGCUGAGCAGCUGGAUGUGGUGGAGUCAUUCUGGAGCUUUGUGAUUGAGACUCUGUCGCUGUCGGUCCCCUUCCUGUGUGUGGGCUUCGCUAAAGAACCGCUCGUCUAUCUCGACAGACCUCACCUUAACUUUGGAGAACUGCUUAUUGGUCGCAAAGUGGAACAGACAUUCGAUCUGGUGAAUGGAGAGGAGGAGCUCUUCCACUUCUCUGUCAUUCAGUCAUCUCUUCUCUGUGAUGACCAGCAGUCCAGCCUCAUUUUGCAACCCAUGACUGGCACAGUGGCACCCAGAGACAGGUUGCCACUGUCAGUGUCUUUCACGCCAUGUCGGGAGGGCUACGUGAGCUUCAGAUUGGUUCUGAAGGUGAAGAGGAAGUCAGAGCAACUCGAGCUCACAGUUAAGGCCGAUUGUUUCAGCAUGAGCACCUCUGUUCAAGUUGAGAAGCCAGAAGGAGGCCUCAGAGACAUCAAACCUGACCACAUAGACACUCUCGACUUUGGAAAGGUGGGGAUUUCAGAGCAAUCCACCUUUAAUUUCCUGGUGUCCAAUCUGGCGAGGUUCAGAUCGGAAGUGAACUUUGAGCUAGCAGGUCCCAGUGAGCUGCUGCAACAUCUGCAAGCAAAGCCACAAAAUGAUACUAUUGAGGUUGGGAAGAAGCUGCAAUCUUCACUCUUCUUCUUUCCACGAAGCAUUUGUAACCUCCGCGACGUCAGACUGAGUAUCAAGGUAAAGCAUGGGCCAACAUUUACAUUUGCCAUUGAAGGCAGGUCUGUAGCACCUAGCCUUGAAUUCUCCUUCACCAAGCACAACUUUGGCAAGUGCUUCCUGUAUAGUCGCGGCAUGGUGCCGGCCUCUCAGACUCUAGUGAUCAGCAACAAAGGCGAAAGGGACAUCAGUGUCCAGUGCCAGUUCAGUAACACCUCUUACCUAAAGAUGGACUUCCAACCAGGUAUUUUGUCUCCUGGUGCUGUGAUGGAGGCACAAGUCAACUUCUAUCCUCGUGAGGAAUGCCGUUACCACGAAAAACUCACCUUCAUCUUAAACAGCUGUGUCACGAAACACGUGGACAUACUGGGGCAAGGCGUCAGGAUAAAGCUGGAGGUGGAGAACCCCAGGCAGCGGAAAGUGAAACUGGGAUCUGUUGUGUUGGGUCAGAAGGUGAAAAAACAAGUGGUUCUGGUCAACCGCAGCCUUUUAGACCUUUCCUUUACUCUGCUGCUUAACACACCACUGGACCUAAGGGAUCUGUCUUUUAGCCCAGCAGGUGAGCUGAACCUGAAAGCCAAUGGUGGUUCAUAUAGUGUUGAGAUUCAGUUCUCACCUCGCCAGCACAUACCUCUCUUCUCUGCUGAGCUGCUGGCGGAGUUUGCAGGCCUGUUACACCCCCUGCUGACCAUCCAAGGCUGCUGCCAGGGUGUGGAAGUCCAGCUGAACCAGGAGCACCUAGCCUUUGGCGCUGUUGUCCAGCACUGCCAAGCCAGGAAGAGGAUUGUCUUGACGAACGCUGGGGACAUUGGUGCCAGGUUCCAGUGGAAAAGAGAGAAUUUUCCUCCAGAGUUGUCCAUCACACCCGCUAAAGGCUAUAUCUGUCCAGGCAUGGAGGUUCCUUUUGAAGUGACUUUUGCCCCGGUGGAACUCACUAAUGACAUCAGAUAUGAGAACCUGUCUCUCUGCGUGGAGGGCUCCUCCUCACCGGUCACCCUCACUCUCACUGUAACAGGCUCCUGCAUCGUAGCCUCCACUAACAAAGAGGUGGUGUAUUUUCUUUGCCCAGUACGCGGCUCUCACACCCAGACUCUGCCCGUGUUCAACCCCACAAACCAGCAUUGCAGCAUCAGACCUGUCAUAGAGGGCGAACAGUGGAUCGCUGCACCCUCGUUGAUCCUCGAACCCCUCCAAAACAAGACAUACGAGAUCACCUACCGACCACUGUCCAUGACUGCUGAUGGAAAGAAACACCAGGGAUCAGUCUUUUUCUCUUUCCCUGAUGGGACAGGCAUGCUGCACUCCCUGCAAGGAACUGCUGAACCUCCCAAGGCACAGGACGCCAUUGUGCGUGAACUGCCUGCCAAGACUCACCACACAGAGUUGCUCCCUGUGCACAACUGGCUCUCCAAGCAACAGCGGUUUCGUGUGCUGAUGGAGAUCGUGAAACCUGACAGGCCGGACACUACAGUGUCCCUCAAGGGUCUAGAAUACAUCGAUGUCCCUGCUUUGGCCAGCCGAGACUACAAGAUGUCUUUCUUUACAUACAGAGAGGGGCAGUACAACACCAAGGUGACGUUUCGUAAUGAGGUGUCCGGUGAGUACUUGUUCUACCUUGUCAUCUUCAGGGCCACGUCUCCAGGAGUCCUGUCCACCAUAGAGCUGGUGGCCGCUGUCCGUCAGUUGGCGUCGGCCACUGUACAGGUGGAGAACCCCCUGUCCACGGUUACCUGCCUCACCACCGAGUGUAAAUGCAAUGACAUCUUAGCCCCACCUCAGCACACUGUGCCAGGACAGUCCAAGAGCUCUCUGAGCUUUGAGUACCAGCCCCUGCGUGAAGGCGAGUCCACAGCCCGGCUGACUCUGUACAGCAAUGAUCUGGGCUUCUUCCACUACGAUUUGCUUCUCAGAGCUCUGCCCGCACCACUGGAGAAAACCGUCCACUUCAGCACUACUCUGGGCAGCAGCCACUCCGUUCCUGUUAAGUUCAUCAGCUACGCUCGCGUCAAAACUGAGUACUCAUGCAAGAUUGAUCAUCCAGACUUCAUAGGGGACAAGGCCAGACCCAUGGGGGAGGGGUCAGAGGCCAGCAUGGACGUUUGUUUUGAACCUCAUCAGGUGGGGGAAGCGAGAGGACAGCUCAUCGCGUCCUCAGCAGUCGGUGGAGAAUACAUCUUUCCCUUGCAUGGGAUCUGCCUCCCUCCCAAGGCCCAGGGCCCGUUUAGCAUCAGGGCUGGUCGCAACGUCGCCAUCCCCUUCAAAAAUGUAUUCCUGCAGACCACCACUUUCUCUUUUCAGGUGGACAACCCCUGUUUUCAUGUCAAAGAGGGGGACACCAUCCCCUCCAAAAAGACCCACAACAUCCUGGUCUCCUUUGAGGCCCCUGAAGGCUCUCAGGGGCUGUGGUUUGGCAAGCUGACCAUCUCUAGUCGGGGCUCUCAGGGCCUCAGCAAACCUUGUUCUUGGGUCUGUUACCUGAAGGGCUACCGCCCUGACUCAUCUUAGAGAGAAAUUUGGCUUUGCAGACACACACAUAGGAACACUAAUCACUAAUAGAUGCCAAAGCCUUCGAUGUGCAACUUAUUUUUACGAUGCUUCAGUUGAACGUGUUGACAAAAUAUUUAUCCAACGCCAAUGUCGAAAAUAGAAAUGUGUAUAUUUAUGUGGUUAAAAUAAUUGGUUGUCACAAAUGUGUUCAUAAAUAUUUGAAUAGCCAACUGAAUAAAACCUGCAAAGAAAA